AACUUUCUUUCUGUCCAAGCAGGUCCUUUCCCUCUAAAUUUUCUCCCCGCUUUCCUAUUUCUUUCUCGCUAGAUAUCCCCCCCAUUAACUCUUUUUAUUUCCAAUUUCGUCCCUCUAAAACCCUAAACCUUUCUUCCUCCAAGAGAUGUUGAUGUCCAGGGCUUUGUCACGCGUCUCGAGGAGCGUGGCUGCACGCUCCUUGCUUGUCUCUGCUCCGAACAAGCUUCAAAAGCCAAGCCUUUCCAAUCAGUUUCAUUCUCUUGUUUAUGAAUCUCCGAAUAAGUUGGUUACAAGUGAUGUGUCUCUGUUGCAUCAUUCAAGCCACAAUUUCUCUGCAUUCCAACGAUUCGGGAUCUCUUCGUCUGCCUCCCCUGAGCCCUCAGAGAAGGAACAUGGGAGUGCUGUAGAAAAUAAUGGUCAAGAGCCUGCAAAACCAAGUGGGGAUAUGAAUCCUGGAGAGGCUGAAGUUGCUGAUCAAGCAAAAGAAUCAGGUUUUAACUCAGAAUCCCAAAAUACAAUGCCUCAAUCUAAUAAAAGAAGGAGAAGAGCUGCUAAACGAACUGCAUUUUCUGAUUCAGAUUCUGAGAGUGAUGGUGAUCUGUCAAUGGCCGACAUGGUAAAACUUGUGGAGGAGAAAGAAGAACUCUUGAAGGCAAAGCAAAAGGAGAUUGAACAAAUGCAGGACAAAGUUGUUCGCACUCUUGCGGAAAUGGAGAAUGUUAUGGCCAGAACAAGACGUGAAGCAGAGAACUCAAAAAAAUUUGCCAUACAGAAUUUUGCAAAGGGCCUUCUAGAUGUGGCAGACAAUUUAGGAAGGGCUUCUUCGCAUGUUAAAGGCAGUUUCUCUAAGUUUGACAAAUCCAAAGACACUGUUGGAGCUGUGCCACUCCUAAAGACACUCCUAGAAGGAGUUGAAAUGACUGAGAAACAACUUGGAGAGGUAUUUAGAAAGUUUGGAGUGGAAAAAUUUGAUCCUACAAAUGAACCAUUUGAUCCACACAGGCACAAUGCAGUAUUCCAAGUACCAGAUAAUUCUAAGCCUCCUGGCACAGUUGCUCAUGUUUUGAAGGCAGGAUACAUGCUCUAUGAUCGAGUUAUUAGACCAGCUGAGGUCGGUGUUACUCAGGCACUGGGUAACGAUGCAGCAGAGAAUAACACAAGUGACAAAGGCUCCGAGGCUUGAUGAUAUAGGCUAGGUAGAUUUGCCGUGGCAAAAUGUUCAAAACUUUUGCCUGUUUGAUAAGAAUUAUAUACAUGUGAGAUUUUCAUGUGAAGAGUAGUCUUUUAAAACUUUUUUUGUUCCACCUAUUUCUUGUUUCACUAUUUUUCAUAACAAAAUGCCCUCUAGAUGGCUUUUGGCA
This is a messenger RNA of Theobroma umbraticum, 1361 nucleotides long. RefSeq names its product Co-chaperone GrpE family protein (gene AR192). Gene Ontology annotation, cellular component: PAM complex, Tim23 associated import motor. Gene Ontology annotation, biological process: protein folding; protein import into mitochondrial matrix. Gene Ontology annotation, molecular function: protein homodimerization activity; adenyl-nucleotide exchange factor activity; protein-folding chaperone binding. Lineage: Eukaryota; Viridiplantae; Streptophyta; Magnoliopsida; Malvales; Malvaceae. The record is from RefSeq and is a predicted model, not a curated record.